Messenger RNA from Rubroshorea leprosula, 1122 nucleotides. The record is from the annotation of a GenBank genome assembly. Lineage: Eukaryota; Viridiplantae; Streptophyta; Magnoliopsida; Malvales; Dipterocarpaceae.
CCCGAGAGUUUAACCGUUUUGUACUAAAAUGAGUGCGAAUGCAAGCAAAAGACCCAGACUUGAUCCGCCGGGUCAGAGGACUGAAUCGAAGGAGUCGGGUAUCCUCGACGAGGAGAUUCUCCGCCUCGUCUUCAAGUCCAUUAAAUGGGAUCUUCGCGUUCUUUGCUUAACCGCCUCCUUGAACCGGAAACUCAGAGCCAUAGCGAAACGAUUGCUCUGGCGAGAGCUCUGCGAGUACCGUGCUCCGCGCAUGGCAGCAGCAUUGGCCACUGGAUUCCCUAAUGGAAGAAUCGGCGGUGGCUGGCACGCGCUCGCCAAGCUUAUGUUCUUCUGCUGCGGGUGCCAGUCGACUGGGCAUUUCACGGUGAGUCGGCCUUCGCCGGGUCAUUUCGUUAGAGAGUCUCGAUUCUCCAAAACUUCGGGUCGGAGCUUCUUGGCGAAAAAAUGUCGGGGCGAUUUGCUGUACGUAACCGACCCGUGUGAGCAUGCGAUGGGGGAUAGGGAAGACGAUUUGGGAAUUUAUAGAGGGGUAUUUAAGGGAUUUAUGAGGUCGAAAACUUUCGCCUGCUUGAUCCAACGGCAGGUGGAGUUCGAGGAAAGAGUACGAUGUCCUUACUGUGGAGCCCGCGUGUGGAGCAUGACGACGGCUGGACUGGUUCCGAAGAGCGCGGCGAGGCGGCUUGGGUCGCGUGACGGCGGUCUCGAGUAUUUUGUUUGUGUGAAUGGGCAUUUGCACGGGACGUGUUGGCUCGUUCCCCUGUCAUCCGAUGAAGAUGAUCGGUACGAGGACGAUGACGAAGCAGGUGGAAGCGACUUCGAUCCUGAUGCUGAAGGUGAAGCCGGCGUGUCCGGAGCUGUUUACGGUGAUCGGCCGGUGACAAAUGGAACACUGUGCUCCAUACAGGAUACUCCUAAUGGGCUUAUCGAUUAAUUGCUUUUUGAUGAUUCCUUCCGGUGAAGUACCGCUUUGGUACCGACCGCCGGACUCGAAUAUUAUUGAUUCUGUGUUGUGUAAAAAAGCUGGUAGCCGGUUUGCAUUUGACGUGGACUCAAGAAUGAUUAUUGUACAAUUCUUUAUGCUGAAUAAUUAUUAUUUUCUUCCAAUAAAGACAAUGGAAUGAG